Messenger RNA from Drosophila ananassae, 1932 nucleotides. RefSeq names its product probable cytochrome P450 4ac2. NCBI's taxonomy places the organism in Eukaryota, Metazoa, Arthropoda, Insecta, Diptera, Drosophilidae. The record is from RefSeq and is a predicted model, not a curated record. The transcript has 5 exons. The coding region runs from base 31 to 1545 and encodes 504 amino acids. Gene Ontology annotation, molecular function: oxidoreductase activity, acting on paired donors, with incorporation or reduction of molecular oxygen; heme binding; iron ion binding.
UGAAUAGACUCUUCUACGAUUGUCUCUGAAAUGAUUAUGAAGAUCCUGAUCAGUCUUCCAUUAGUCCUUAUAAUUCUUUACAAACUUUGGAGUUAUUUAAACAAAAAGUAUUUCAUCCUGUGCCUGUGCAAAAGAGUAAGAGCCUUGGAUGGCAGUCCUUUGGAGAGCAGGAUCUACAUACCUCCCUCGAAAACUCCCUUUGGCAACAACUUUGAUCUCUUGGACUUUACCCCGGCUUCUGUGUUUAAAUUCAUGAGGGAUGCUGCUCUGCAAGCCAAGGGAAGAAGUUAUCUCUGGUACUUCUUCGGAACUCCAAUGUACAAUAUAGUCCGGGCCGAAGACGCUGAAGAAGUAUUCCAGAGUUCCAAGCUAAUCACAAAAAAUGUGAUAUAUGAUCUACUGAAGCCAUUGUUGGGCGAAGGUCUGCUAACAAGCACAGACCAGAAAUGGCACUCUAGAAGGAAAACUUUGACUCCUGCUUUCCACUUAAGUGUUUUGCAGUCUUUUUUGAAUAUAUUCAAGGAGGAGUGCAAAAAACUCGUGAAAAUUCUGCAUCAAAAUCCUGGAGAGGAACUAGUGUUAAAUCAGCUUAUUCCACAGUUUACUUUAAACAAUAUGUGUGAAACCGUUCUAGGCAUCAAGCUCGACGAUAUAGAGGAGGGAUUCCAAUACCGCCAAUCGAUCCAUGCCUUGGAGGAGGUCAUGCUGCAGCGUAUCGCCAAUCCCCUGAUGUAUAAUAUCGUAUAUUUUUAUCUCUUCGGCGACUAUCGGAAGCACGUUGACAAUCUGAAGACAGCACUCGACUUCUCCAGCCGCAUAAUAGAGGAGAGGCGAAAGCUCUUCCAGCACAAGGACGAUGUUGGGAAGAGGCAGCGAUAUGCGAUGCUGGACACUCUGUUGGCUGCUGAGGCAGAGGGCCAGAUCGAUCAUCAGGGGAUCUGCGACGAGGUCAACACCUUCAUGUUCGCUGCGUACGACACCACCUCCACCUGCCUCAUCUUCAGCCUGCUGAUGCUGGCCUUGCGCGAGGAUGUCCAAGAGCGCUGCUUCGAGGAGGUCCUACAUCUUCCCCAGGACCACGACGAGGCCUCUAUGCUCCAGUUCAACGAACUGUUCUACCUGGAAUGCGUUAUCAAGGAGUCCCUGAGGAUGCUGCCCUCGAUUCCCGUCAUCGGACGAAAAGUGACGGAGGAGUGUGUGGUGAACGGACUAAUCAUGCCCCGAAACACCCAGAUCAACCUGCACAUCUAUGACAUUAUGAGGGAUCCGCGUCACUUUCCAGAUCCCGAAUCAUUCCAACCAGAUCGCUUUUUAACGGAAAACACUACGAAUCGCCAUCGGUUCGGGUUUGUGCCUUUCAGCGCCGGGAAGAGGAGCUGCAUCGGCCAGAAGUUUGCCAUCCUCGAGAUGAAGGUGCUCCUGGCCGCCAUCCUAAGGAGUUUCAGGAUCCUGCCUGUCACCACAUUGCAGAGCCUCACUUUUGAGACUGGGAUAGGUCUGCGAACGCAACAGGAUGUCAAGGUAAAGUUGCAGCUAAGGGAGUAACAUGUUUUUUACAUGUACAUAAGUUCCAAGAUCAGCUGAAAAGUAUGCUAAGUUUUUUAUAACAUUCUGUUUCUGUUAAAUAACAUAGAUGCACAAGUAAUAACAGCACUGUUAACAACUCGUUUUCAAUGUAAACAACUUUUCUCAGAAGCGUCUUAGAAAUAUAAUUCAAAAAGGGAUUAAAAACCAUAUUUUUAGUUAUCUUACAAAAUAGUUACAAAAGGUACAUAGUUUUUUAUUGUUUACAUAGCUAAAAACUAAAUAAAAAAAUAAAAAUAAACCCCCUUUAGGCACUCCCCUGUAUUCCAAACAAUUAUAGAACAAAAUCAAACUCACAGGUACCGAUAAACAUAAUUCCAGAUAAAAUUACAAAACUUUUAUGCUUUA